AUGGACAAGAUUACCGAGAAAAUAGCGGCACUGCCGCCCGAUGGGGAGUAUUUCUCCCUCGAGUUCUUCCCUCCCAAGACGGCAAUGGGAUUCUCCAAUCUGCGUGUUCGUCUUCAGCGAAUGGAAAGAGCUCUGCGGCCUCUCUUCGUCAACGUCACCUGGGGAGCUGGCGGCUCAACAUCGCAAAAGUCGCUUGAGCUGGCCGAGCUGUGCCAGCGCGAGAUUGGCCUCACCACAUGUCUCCACCUCACAUGCACCAACAUGAGCCAGGCCCUAAUUGACCAGGCGCUGGAAGAUGCGAGAGCACUGGGAAUCCGCAACAUUCUCGCCUUGCGAGGAGACCCGCCCCGCGCCGAGUACCGAGACGCCGACGAGCCGGACCAGACUGCUUCCGAGGAGUUUACAUGGGCAAUUGACCUUGUCAAGUACAUUCGCAAGAAGUAUGGCAGCUACUUUUGCAUCGGUGUUGCUGCGUAUCCUGAGGGCCAUGGCGACGGAAGCCACCCCGAAGGCCAAAGCUUUGAACACGAUCUCCCGUAUCUCGUCGAGAAAGUCCAGGCUGGAGCAGACUUCAUAAUGACCCAACUAUUCUUCGACAUCGAGGCCUACGAAAAGUUUGAAACAACCCUGAGAAACCACCCUAGUGGCGCCUUCAAGACGAUACCCAUCUUGCCAGGCCUGAUGCCCAUUCAAAGCUAUGCAAUGAUCAAACGCACGGCAAAGCUAAGCCACGCCAAGAUACCGGAAGAGACUAUGGCUCGCCUCAACGCUGUUAAGGGAGACGAUGAAAAGGUCAAAAUGGUCGGAGUUGACAUCGUUAGCGAGUUAAUUGGGCAGAUUAGAGAAAUCAAGAGCAGGACCCCGGGCCCCAAGGGCUUCCAUUUCUACACGCUCAACCUCGAAAAGUCAAUCUCUUUCAUCCUCGAGAGAACCAAGCUGAUUCCUGAUGUCCCUGAUGAUGAGGAAGCCGUUGUCGAUGAGCCUGUGGCAGCAGCGGCGCAAUUGGUCGUACCAAAGAUCAGCGUCAAUGGUAAUGUACCACCUCGCUCGUCCAGCCACGCACGCACGGGCAGAAGACAGUCCUCUGUCGGUUCGGACCCGCAUAACCGUGUCAUCGUUGGCAGGGCCGCCACGCACCCGGAGUGGGAAGCAACCAGCACAGAGGCUGGUAUUCCCGCUGAAAGUGUCAACACUCGUGCAAACACAUUGGCCAUUUCUGAAGGCGAGGGCGCUCUUGGUCGUGAGGCGACGUGGGACGACUUCCCCAACGGUCGAUUUGGUGAUGCUCGCUCGCCCGCUUACGGAGAAAUUGACGGCUACGGCGUCAGCAUUCACAUGUCCGUCACACAGGCCGUUAGACUUUGGGGACAUCCAAAGGUAGCUAGUGACAUUAAUGACAUCUUUGUGAGACACAUUAGAGGAGAGAUUUCCGCCAUCCCCUGGAGCGAAGAAGACCUUCUUCCCGAGUCUUCCAUCAUCAAGUCCAAACUUGAGGCCAUGAACAGAAAGGGCUGGUGGACUGUUGCUUCUCAGCCCGCUGUCAACGGCUUGCCGUCGACGGAUUCCACCUUUGGAUGGGGCCCAGCGUCUGGAUUCGUGUUCCAGAAGUCAUUCGUCGAGUUCUUCAUCCCAUCUGCCGACUGGAAGAUUCUCUACGAUAAACUCACAUCUGCUGAAGUUGAGGAAGUGGUGUGCUUCUAUGCCAGCAAUGCUAAAGGCGACUUCAUCUCAUCCGAUGCCAGCGGUGGCUCCGGUCGAGCCGUCAUGAGCGCGAGUACGAAUGCCGUGACUUGGGGUGUGUUCCCCGGUAAGGAGAUUGUCACACCAACCAUCAUCGAAGAGGUCAGCUUCCGCGCUUGGAGCGAGGAGGCGUUUGAUAUUUGGGCCGAGUGGGCAAAGGUGUAUGGACGAGGAUCAGACAGCCAGAAGCUGUUGGACGAGAUCAAAGAGGACCGCUGGCUUGUGAAUAUCAUCCACCACGACUACGUGGACACGGAAGCUUUGUGGAGGUUGUUGAUCGAGUAA
Molecule: messenger RNA, 2025 nt
Organism: Trichoderma harzianum CBS 226.95
Lineage: Eukaryota; Fungi; Ascomycota; Sordariomycetes; Hypocreales; Hypocreaceae
Exons: 1
Coding region: 1-2025 (674 amino acids)
Biological process (GO): tetrahydrofolate interconversion
Cellular component (GO): cytosol
Molecular function (GO): FAD binding; methylenetetrahydrofolate reductase [NAD(P)H] activity
Source: RefSeq, a predicted model, not a curated record